Molecule: messenger RNA, 1776 nt
Organism: Penicillium egyptiacum
Lineage: Eukaryota; Fungi; Ascomycota; Eurotiomycetes; Eurotiales; Aspergillaceae
Source: the annotation of a GenBank genome assembly
AUGACGCUACCGCUCAGCCUAUCGGUUUGCCGAGGUGCCUGGAUAUCUCACUUAUUCUUCACCUCGACCUCCCCCCGCCACCUGUCAAUCUUCAUCUUUUCUAUCCAAGAUUUGGAACGCUUUGUUUACCAAGAGAAACCCUCUGCGCCUUCGUCUUUUCAUCAUAUCAUUACGCCCUGCUUGGUCUUUCGGUGGUCUUGUCUUCUGAAUACUUUUGUCAAACCCAUCUACAAACGCGUCUCACGGAUCCUUUGGCAUUUCAUCCAUCCACUGUAUCGAAGACUUUAUCUGCGCGCUCAUUCAUCAAUCAUGUCUUUUCCGAACCUGGACGCCAAAUCAAUCGUUGAGCUCUGGGCACAGUGUAGGGAAGAGCUUGCGCGAAACAAAGCACUGAUGCAAAGCUAUCCUGAUGAGACCAUGAGUGAUCCUGAUCGGACCUUGACUGAUCCUGAUAUGGCCUUGAGUGAUUGUGCCAUGGCCUCCCCUAUCAAUACUGAUUGCACCAUGGCCUCCCCUGUCAAUGCUCCUUGUGCAGAUUCAGACUCGGGCGUGGAUCUCCCUGACGAUAUUUCGAUGCAUUCUGUUGACGACGUUUCCUGUGCGAAUCAAGAUCAUCUGUCGGGCGAUUCUGAGUCAGACUUCUUUUCCAUGGGAGAGUACUUCCACGAGUAUUACACCGAGAUGCUUGGCCCUAAAGGAUUACCUGGCCUUCGGCUUCACUUGCGUUGCACCCGUAUCUUCAACUCGUUCUCUUUUGCGACCAGCCCCGAAAAAAAUAGCGAGAGCCAGGAAGAUCAUAGGACGGAGAAAGGAAACAUAUUUGAAGGCUCAUUUACUAACGACAAUAUCGAGAUGAUGUUUGUCUCCGGAGAAACAGCAGAGCCGUCUCCUGAGACUACCACUUUGAUUGAAGACAUCACCCGCCAACAAGUGGUCGAAAUUCUUACCCGCAGCACGGCAUUGGCAACCCGCCGCGGAGUUCGCUCGAUCUCUACUGACGACCUAAUUUUCCUGAUUCGCCACGACAAGGCCAAGGUCUCCCGUCUGCGAACCUUCCUGUCCUGGAAGGACGUCCGUAAAAAUGUAAAGGACUCCGACGACAAGGGUGGUGGUGACGCCGCCGACUUCGCUGCCGCCGACGAUGCGGCUGGUGUUGUUGCAGGCCCCCAAGACGUGGCCCCCAAGCCCAAGAAUAAGCGCGCCAAGGUCGGACUUGCGUGGGAUGUCAACAGUUUCUUCUCAGUUCAGGUUCCCGAGCGCGAAGAUGAGGAGGAUGAAGAAGAGGAGGAGCAGAACUACGCGACGCUCCAGCGUCUUGCUGCUGCCGAUGAGCGCACCCGCCACAUGACAAAGGAGGAGUAUGUAUUUUGGUCCGAGUGUCGCCAGGCUUCCUUUACCUACCGCAAAAGCAAGCGUUUCCGUGAGUGGGCAGGCUUCGGCGUUGUGACCGAGUCUAAGCCAAACGACGACAUCGUCGACAUCCUCGGAUUCCUCACCUUCGAGAUUGUGCAGACCCUGACCGAGGAGGCGCUCAAAGUAAAGGAGCGCGAAGACAAUGAGAAGCACCGUCGCGGAGGCGCCGAAGCCGGUGAGAACCUCAAGAAGCGGAAGCGCGAGACCGGCCUGUUCGACCCGCCCGAGGAGGGGCGCACUCCCAUCGAGCCACGACACGUUCGCGAGGCCUUCCGCAAGCUGCAGGCUACUCCCCAGAGAUCCAUCGCUAUGCUGUUGCACAAUGGUCGUGUUCCUUACCGCCAACCUCUUGCUUUGAUUUAA